AUGACGGAGUGGACCCUGCUCAAACGUCUCCUGGAUGCUGUCCACCAGCACUCCACCAUGAUUGGUCGCCUGUGGCUUACCGUCAUGGUCAUCUUCCGGCUGCUCAUUGUGGCUGUGGCCACCGAGGAUGUGUACACCGACGAGCAGGAAAUGUUUGUGUGCAACACCCUGCAGCCAGGAUGCUCCACUGUCUGCUACGAUGCAUUUGCACCCAUCUCGCAACCACGCUUCUGGGUGUUUCACAUUAUCAGCGUCUCUACGCCAUCCCUCUGCUUCAUCAUCUACACAUGGCACAAUCUUUCCAAGCUGCCCCACAACACCUCCCAAAGGGAGGCUUAUGAUCGGAGCUGCGACUCAGAUAGCUGCAUCCGCUCCCAUAAGCAUUUAGGACACAGUCUGGCAGAUGUGCUGGAGGGCAUCACCAACCAGGGCCUUCAGAGGGGAGACCCCCAAGAACAUGGGGUUCUGUCCAAAUGUUACAUCUUCCAUGUGUGUUUACGUGCUAUUCUGGAGGUGGGCUUUGUCCUGGCCCAGUGGAAGCUGUUUGGCUUCCAGGUGCCCGUUCAUUUCCUUUGCACCUCUGCCCCCUGCAGCCAGCCAGUGGACUGCUACGUCUCCAGGCCCACAGAGAAGACCAUCUUCUUGUGCUUCAUGUUUUGUGUGGGGGUUUUCUGUAUCCUUCUCAACCUGCUGGAGCUAAACCACCUGGGCUGGAAGAAGAUCCAACAGGUGGCAAGGCUUAGGGAGAAGACCCCCUGGGGUGGUUGCCCAGGUUUGAGAGGGGGGUAUGAAACCUUCCCUCCUGACAGCCCAUCUCUCAUAUCAUCUUUAGGCUUCAGAGACGUGACCAGGACUUCCUCUCACCCCACUUUGGACCUCGUGGUGGGUCACCAGCCGAAUUGGACUUGUGCCGUGAACUGUAGUAGUAUGAGGGAAUCUGAGGAGGUCAGAGAGACUAGACUGGAGCAGCCACAGAGACAGAAUUCCCAUAAAGAAGAGAUGCAGCCCCUGAGGAGUAAGAGAGAGAUCAGAGGGUCCAAGCAGAGGAGUGCUCAGGUCUGGAUAUAG
This is a messenger RNA of Scophthalmus maximus (turbot), 1068 nucleotides long. RefSeq names its product gap junction protein delta 6 (gene gjd6). NCBI's taxonomy places the organism in Eukaryota, Metazoa, Chordata, Actinopteri, Pleuronectiformes, Scophthalmidae. The transcript is spliced from 3 exons. Gene Ontology annotation, biological process: cell communication. Gene Ontology annotation, cellular component: connexin complex. The record is from RefSeq and is a predicted model, not a curated record. The coding region runs from base 1 to 1068 and encodes 355 amino acids.